UGGGACCAGAUCUCGUAAAUCGAUUGACUAGCAAGUUGAUCUUAUUUCUUGAGCAAUGAUCAUGAACGUAUGCAGAUAUUCUGCUUCUUAUUCCGCGAUGCAUAAACACAUAAGGUGGUCCACUCGAUAGUGAAUUGACCAGCCAUCCUCCUGUCCAGCUCUAUGCCGUCAUAUUGCUUAACCUCCACAGCCCCAGUUCUCCCAAUGAUGUAUUCCAUGGUGCCUUGUAAGUAGGCAUUGUACUUGACUUGUGGAAUACUCAAGAGUAGUCACGUGCUGAAUGCUGGAUGAUGUGUCGGUUGCAGUUGUUGGUUGCCAUGAUGCGAUUUGGUCUGGCGGAGAGGUGCCGAGAUCGAGUAGGGUUGAUGUGUUUACUUGCUGCGAGCUCUCAUCUUUCUUCUCUUGCGCUUGAGGCGGCGAACUCUCUUCUUUCUCCACUUGGCUCUCAUCUUGGCGACUUCUAAGGUUGCUGUCGAUGAGUUGCUUUGUUGAUGAAGCUGAGGAGAAAGAAAAGAAAUUCUAAGAGUGGCACGAAAUGAAUGAAGUAGCCGUUGGAAAUUACGUUAGGGUUGUGAUCGGCUGUUCUUCGGGUGCAAAUAACUACAAUGGGGGGUUACGAGUCU
This is a messenger RNA of Hypoxylon fragiforme, 623 nucleotides long. RefSeq lists its product as uncharacterized. The annotation marks the transcript as partial. The record is from RefSeq and is a predicted model, not a curated record. The transcript is spliced from 3 exons. NCBI's taxonomy places the organism in Eukaryota, Fungi, Ascomycota, Sordariomycetes, Xylariales, Hypoxylaceae.